Molecule: messenger RNA, 1587 nt
Organism: Scheffersomyces coipomensis
Lineage: Eukaryota; Fungi; Ascomycota; Pichiomycetes; Serinales; Debaryomycetaceae
Exons: 1
Coding region: 1-1587 (528 amino acids)
Biological process (GO): regulation of transcription by RNA polymerase II
Cellular component (GO): nucleus
Molecular function (GO): DNA-binding transcription factor activity, RNA polymerase II-specific; RNA polymerase II cis-regulatory region sequence-specific DNA binding
Source: RefSeq, a predicted model, not a curated record
AUGUCCUCAAUACCAACUUCGUCGAAUGAAAGUAAUGCAAAUCAAUCGGCUUCAAAUAUUUCAACUAAUAACCAACAACAGGGACAAAUACUACAACAGCGUCACCUUCAACAACAACAACAACAACAGCGACUGGUUGACGGUUCUAGAAAUCCUGAACUGAUACCCUAUUAUCAACUGCAACAACAACAAUUGAAUAAUUAUCAACCACCACAAUCACAACCUCAAUUACAACAACCACAACUACAGCAACAACAACCACAAUCUCAACCACAGCUUCAAUCACAACAACUGCAAUUCAUAGAAGGUUCAUAUACAACUAAUCAAAUACAACGACCGCAAUUCCAGCAACAAUUCCAGCAACAAUAUCAACAGUAUCAGCAAGUUCCUCAACAGACUUAUGUUCAAUCACUGGAUGGUAUGGUCUUUUCACAACCCCCUAUACUGCAACAGCAGCAACAACAGCAACAACAACAGCAUCAAUAUUAUGUGUCACAACAUCAACCACAGCAUGAAUCUACAAAUUAUCAAUAUUCUCAAUCUAAUGCAACUCCAAAUAUCAAUCAGCAAUCUUCACUAGCUGAAUCUAAUAAUUUCCAGACUUCUCCUCCAAGAAGCGUAGCAAAUCAAUCUCAAUCAAUCCAAAUACAACAACAACAACAACAACAAGUCCCACACGUAUCUGGUGGAAGCGGAACUCCGCCCAAUGUACAAUCUAUUUCAUCGAAUUUAAAUCAAUCUGGGGGUGCAGGGGCUUCACAACCAUCAUUAGUAACCUACAUUCAAGGGGUUUACCCCCCUGUGUCUCAGCCAUCUGGAGGAUUUGCGAAUAAUAAUCCUAACACGACCGAAACUUUAGCUGGAGCUGGUCCAACUUCAAAUACUGGUAGCUCCGGAGCUACCAAUAUAACCAAUUCAUCUGAAUCUUACAAUUAUUUAAAUUCAUCGUUACCUCCGGUUAAUAGUUAUGGUUAUCCUUUUGUUAACCAGGCAUUAUCAUAUAAUCUUACACCUCAACAACAGCAACAAUUACAAUUACAACAACAACAACAGCUGCAACAACAACUUUAUGAUGGUCAACUGUCGGCUCCAGGUCAAGGUCAAUAUGUUACUAAUUAUAAUCAAGUCAUGGCUGGUAGACAGCAAUCAACUAAUUUAGUGGGAUCAUCGGGAUCAGCAUUUAUGAAUAUGCCACCACCAUCAUCAAUGCCAAUAAAAAAGCCCCGUAAGAGAAGACAUACUGCUACUGUUCCUGAUAUGACACCUGAAACUGCUGAAAGAAAUAGAUGUCGUAUUUGUAAUAAACAAUUUAAACGUCCUUCCAGUCUUCAAACUCAUUAUUAUAGUCAUACAGGUGAAAAAAUUUUCAAGUGUCCUUGGCCAGAUUGUGGGAAAUUAUUUAGUGUUAAAUCCAAUAUGACCAGGCAUUAUAGAUUGCAUGAAAGAGAUAUGAAAAAGGAACGUCAAUUAAGAGAUAAUGAACCAUCACAAGAUGGCUUUUCACUGUCUUCAAGUUCACUUGGUGGAGGUGGUGUUUCUAAUAAUAAUUUAGCUGGUAUUGGAGAUCCCAAUUCUGGCUUACCUUGA